Molecule: messenger RNA, 6078 nt
Organism: Arabidopsis lyrata subsp. lyrata
Lineage: Eukaryota; Viridiplantae; Streptophyta; Magnoliopsida; Brassicales; Brassicaceae
Product: callose synthase 9
Biological process (GO): (1->3)-beta-D-glucan biosynthetic process
Cellular component (GO): plasma membrane; 1,3-beta-D-glucan synthase complex
Molecular function (GO): 1,3-beta-D-glucan synthase activity
Source: RefSeq, a predicted model, not a curated record
UUUAAAAAAAAAAAAAAUCCCUAAAAACGAAAAAGUUUUGAAACUCAGAAAGACGACGACAUAAGCGAGCUAGCUCUUAAGCUUUCUUCGCUAAAUUCUUGGCUAAUUCUCUUCAUCUCUUCUAUGACUGAUCCAAUUCUGCUUCGACUCCAUAUCUAGGGUUUUUGACGUCUGAUUAGAAAAUGUCUCGAGCUGAGUCAUCGUGGGAGAGGCUAGUGAGUGCUGCUUUACGGAGAGAUAGAACAGGAGGAGUUGCUGGUGGUAACCAAAGCAGUAUUGUUGGCUAUGUCCCUUCGUCACUAUCGAACAAUAGGGACAUAGAUGCCAUUCUGAGAGCUGCAGAUGAGAUCCAGGAUGAGGAUCCCAACAUUGCAAGGAUCUUAUGUGAGCAUGGUUACUCACUUGCUCAGAAUCUUGAUCCUAAUAGUGAAGGCAGAGGUGUUUUACAGUUCAAAACUGGAUUGAUGUCUGUUAUUAAGCAAAAAUUAGCAAAAAGAGAGGUUGGGAACAUAGACAGAAGUCAGGAUAUUCUCCGACUACAAGAAUUUUACAGGCUAUACAGAGAAAAGAACAAUGUUGACACGUUGAAGGAGGAGGAAAAGCAGCUCCGUGAGUCGGGGGCUUUCACUGACGAGCUGGAACGGAAAACAGUAAAAAGGAAAAGAGUUUUUGCCACCCUGAAAGUUCUGGGAAGUGUGUUGGAGCAAUUGGCAAAAGAGAUUCCUGAAGAGCUGAAGCAUGUUAUUGAUUCAGAUGCUGCAAUGAGUGAAGACACAAUUGCAUAUAACAUUAUUCCUCUUGAUGCUCCUGUCACGACAAAUGCCACUACUACUUUCCCUGAGGUUCAAGCUGCAGUUGCAGCAUUGAAGUAUUUUCCAGGCUUGCCUAAAUUGCCUGCUGACUUCCCCAUUCCCGUUACAAGGAUUGCUGAUAUGCUUGAUUUUCUCCACUAUAUAUUUGGGUUUCAGAAAGACAGUGUCUCGAAUCAGCGUGAACAUAUAGUUCUUCUUCUGGCUAAUGAGCAAUCCCGUCUUAAUAUUCCAGAAGAAACAGAACCUAAACUGGAUGACGCUGCAGUGCAUAAGGUGUUCUUAAAGUCCCUGGAAAACUACAUUAAGUGGUGUGAUUACCUCUGUAUUCAACCUGCGUGGAGCAAUUUAGAAGCCAUCAGUGGAGAGAAGAAACUGCUAUUCCUCUCUUUGUACUUCCUGAUUUGGGGAGAAGCUGCCAACAUACGGUUUCUUCCAGAAUGUUUGUGCUACAUAUUCCACCAUAUGGUUAGAGAAAUGGAUGAGAUCCUACGCCAGCAGGUUGCUCGCCCAGCUGAGAGUUGUAUGCCAGUCGAUAGUCGUGGCUCUGAUGAUGGUGUAUCAUUCCUUGAUCAUGUCAUUGCUCCGCUGUAUGGAGUGGUUUCAGCGGAAGCUUUUAACAAUGACAAUGGCCGAGCACCUCAUUCAGCUUGGAGAAACUAUGAUGAUUUCAAUGAAUAUUUUUGGUCGCUUCAUUCCUUUGAGCUUGGUUGGCCAUGGCGUACCAGUUCAUCUUUCUUUCAGAAACCUAUACCGAGAAAAAAGUAUGAGCUUAAAACCGGCAGGGCAAAACAUCGAGGAAAAACUUCCUUUGUUGAGCACCGGACAUUUUUGCAUCUCUACCACAGUUUCCAUCGGUUAUGGAUAUUUCUUGCUAUGAUGUUUCAGGCAUUAGCCAUAAUUGCGUUCAAUAAAGAUGACCUUACUUCCACAAAGACAUUACGUGAAAUUCUCAGCCUGGGUCCGACUUUUGUAGUGAUGAAGUUUUCUGAGAGUGUUCUGGAUGUUAUCAUGAUGUAUGGUGCCUACUCUACAACAAGACGUCUGGCUGUUUCUCGCAUUUUUCUUCGUUUCAUUUGGUUUGGCCUUGCUUCCGUCUUCAUCUCUUUCCUCUAUGUGAAAGCACUUAAAGAACCAAAUUCUGACUCACCCAUAUUUAAGCUUUAUUUGAUCGUCAUAGCCAUCUAUGGUGGUGUUCAGUUCUUCUUUAGUAUUCUGAUGCGCAUCCCAACUUGUCACAACAUUGCUAAUAAAUGUGAUCGGUGGCCCGUUAUUCGAUUCUUUAAGUGGAUGCGCCAGGAGAGACACUAUGUUGGGCGUGGCAUGUAUGAAAGGACAUCUGAUUUUAUAAAGUACUUGCUAUUUUGGCUUGUCGUUCUGUCUGCAAAGUUUUCGUUUGCGUACUUUCUUCAGAUUGAGCCGCUUGUUAGCCCCACAAGGAUGAUAGUGAAACAGAACAAUAUUCCGUACUCGUGGCAUGAUUUUGUGUCAAGAAAAAACUACAAUGCGCUGACUGUUGCCAGUUUAUGGGCUCCUGUGGUAGCUAUAUACCUGUUAGACAUCCAUAUAUUCUACACCAUUGUCUCUGCAUUUUUGGGGUUCUUGCUUGGUGCAAGAGAUCGUUUGGGGGAGAUAAGAUCUUUGGAAGCAAUUCACAAACUCUUUGAGGAGUUUCCAGGGGCCUUUAUGAGGGCUCUUCAUGUUCCUCUUACCAAUCGGACGUCUGAUACUUCUCAUCAGGCUGUGGAUAAGAACAAAGUAGAUGCAGCACACUUUGCUCCUUUUUGGAACCAAAUAAUUAAAAGUUUACGAGAGGAAGACUACAUCACUGAUUUUGAGAUGGAGUUGCUCUUGAUGCCCAAGAAUUCUGGUAGGCUCGAAUUGGUUCAAUGGCCACUUUUUCUUCUUUCGAGCAAGAUAUUAUUGGCCAAAGAGAUUGCUGCUGAGAGUAAUUCGCAAGAGGAGAUUCUGGAGAGAAUUGAAAGGGAUGACUAUAUGAAGUAUGCUGUUGAGGAAGUCUAUCACACUCUCAAACUUGUCCUAACCGAAACUCUGGAAGCCGAAGGGAGGAUGUGGGUGGAAAGAAUCUUUGAUGAUAUCAAGGCCAGCUUAAAGGAGAGAAAUAUACAUCAUGAUUUUCAGUUGAACAAGCUCUCCCUUGUUAUCACGAGAGUGACUGCAUUCUUGGGAAUCCUGAAAGAAAAUGAAACACCGGAGCAUGAAAAAGGGGCCAUCAAAGCACUUCAGGAUCUCUACGAUGUUAUGCGGCUUGACAUAUUGACUUUUAAUAUGAGGGGUCAUUAUGAAACGUGGAACAUAUUAACUCAAGCCUGGAAUGAAGGUCGGCUUUUUACAAAAUUGAAAUGGCCUAAAGAUCCUGAGAUGAAAGCUCUCGUCAAAAGAUUGUACUCUUUAUUUACUAUCAAAGAUUCUGCAGCGCAUGUUCCUAGAAAUCUUGAGGCCAGACGCAGACUGCAAUUCUUCACCAAUUCUCUUUUCAUGGAUGUGCCACCACCUAAGUCUGUCCGCAAGAUGUUAUCCUUCAGUGUCUUCACUCCAUACUAUUCCGAGGUUGUGCUAUACAGCAUGGCUGAACUCACCAAGAGAAAUGAGGAUGGAAUAUCAAUCCUGUUUUACCUUCAGAAAAUAUAUCCAGAUGAGUGGAAAAAUUUUCUUGCACGCAUAGGACGGGAUGAAAAUGCGUUAGAAGGCGAUCUAGAUAAUGAAAGAGACAUAAUUGAACUUCGAUUUUGGGCCUCUUACCGUGGACAAACGUUAGCUAGAACAGUUCGCGGGAUGAUGUAUUAUAGGAAAGCCCUCAUGCUUCAGUCUUAUCUGGAGAGAAAGGCUGGAAGAGACGAUGAGGACGCAACAGACGCUGAAGGCUUUGAGUUAUCUCCAGAAGCAAGGGCCCAGGCAGAUCUGAAGUUUACAUAUGUCGUCACAUGCCAGAUAUAUGGAAGACAGAAAGAAGAUCAAAAACCUGAAGCUGUUGACAUUGCAUUGCUAAUGCAAAGAAAUGAAGCCCUUCGCAUUGCUUAUAUUGAUGUUGUUGAUACUCCAAAAGAGGGUAAAUCUCAUACGGAAUAUUAUUCAAAACUUGUGAAGGCCGACAUCAGUGGAAAAGAUAAGGAAAUUUACUCCAUAAAGUUGCCUGGGGACCCAAAACUUGGCGAAGGCAAACCUGAGAAUCAAAACCAUGCCAUUGUGUUUACUCGUGGAAAUGCUAUCCAAACUAUUGAUAUGAAUCAGGAUAAUUAUUUUGAAGAAGCCUUAAAGAUGAGAAAUCUUUUGGAGGAAUUUGACCGGGACCAUGGAAUUCGACCACCUACCAUUCUUGGAGUUAGGGAACACGUCUUUACUGGAAGUGUCUCCUCAUUGGCCUCUUUCAUGUCCAAUCAAGAAACCAGCUUUGUAACUCUAGGUCAACGAGUAUUGGCGAAACCCUUAAAGAUCCGCAUGCAUUAUGGUCAUCCAGAUGUCUUUGACAGAGUUUUUCAUAUUACACGUGGUGGUAUCAGCAAGGCCUCUCGAGUCAUCAAUAUUAGUGAAGAUAUUUUUGCUGGUUUCAACACAACUCUACGUCAAGGGAAUGUUACUCAUCAUGAGUAUAUUCAGGUGGGCAAAGGGCGAGAUGUUGGGCUCAAUCAAAUAGCUCUGUUUGAAGGGAAGGUUGCUGGUGGCAAUGGUGAACAGGUUCUUAGUCGAGAUGUAUACAGACUUGGCCAGCUCCUUGAUUUCUUCCGAAUGAUGUCAUUCUUCUUUACAACCGUUGGCUUCUAUUUAUGUACAAUGUUGACAGUGCUUACUGUGUAUAUUUUCUUAUAUGGGAGGGCAUAUCUGGCACUUUCUGGAGUUGGAGCUACUAUUCGAGAGAGAGCUAUUCUUCUGGAUGACACUGCACUUAGCGCCGCCUUGAAUGCUCAGUUUCUGUUUCAGAUUGGUGUCUUCACUGCUGUACCAAUGGUUUUGGGGUUUAUUUUGGAACAGGGUUUUCUCCAGGCCAUCGUCAGUUUCAUAACAAUGCAAUUUCAGCUAUGUACUGUCUUCUUCACAUUUUCCCUUGGCACAAGAACCCAUUAUUUUGGACGGACAAUUCUCCAUGGUGGUGCAAGGUACCAAGCCACUGGAAGAGGCUUCGUCGUGAAGCAUAUCAAAUUUUCUGAAAACUACCGUCUUUAUUCCAGAAGUCAUUUUGUCAAAGGGAUGGAAGUUAUUCUCUUAUUGGUUGUCUACCUUGCAUAUGGCAAUGAUGAAGCUGGUGCGGUUUCCUACAUUCUUCUGACUGUGAGCAGCUGGUUUUUGGCUGUUUCCUGGCUGUUUGCUCCGUACCUGUUCAACCCUGCCGGAUUUGAGUGGCAGAAAGUCGUGGAGGACUUCAAAGAAUGGACAAAUUGGCUCUUUUACAGAGGUGGAAUUGGUGUGAAAGGAGCUGAAAGCUGGGAAGCAUGGUGGGAAGAAGAAAUGUCUCACAUUCGGACCUUGAGUGGGAGAAUAAUGGAGACUAUUUUAAGUCUACGAUUCUUUCUACGAUUCUUUAUCUUCCAGUAUGGUAUUGUCUACAAACUGCAGCUACAAGGAUCAGAUACAUCAUUUGCGGUGUACGGUUGGUCAUGGGUUGCAUUUGCGAUGAGUAUAGUACUUUUCAAGGUCUUUACCUUCAGCCAGAAGAUUUCUGUCAAUUUCCAGCUUUUGCUGAGGUUUAUACAAGGUCUAUCCUUAUUGAUGGCUCUAGCUGGCAUAAUCGUAGCAGUUGUGCUCACAAAGUUGUCAGUGACAGACAUAUUUGCAUGCGUAUUGGCUUUUAUACCGACAGGAUGGGGCAUUCUUUCUAUUGCGUGUGCUUGGAAGCCAGUUUUAAAGCGAAUGGGGAUGUGGAAAUCGAUCCGUUCCCUAGCAAGGCUAUAUGAUGCAUUAAUGGGAAUGCUCAUAUUUCUUCCCGUUGCUCUCUGCGCGUGGUUCCCUUUUGUGUCGACCUUCCAGACACGUAUGAUGUUUAACCAAGCUUUCAGCCGCGGUCUGGAGAUCUCUCUUAUCCUUGCAGGAGACAAUCCCAAUUCUGGUCUUUAAAAUUUCAUUUAGCUUGGCAUUAUGGAAGUGUUGUUAUUUAUAUGUUUAUGUUUCUCAUACAUUUAUUUGUGUUUAGUUUUCCGAGUAUAGUAGUAGAAAAUGAUGGGAGCGUAUCUGUAGUUUUAGGCAUUUUUUAAGACUUUUGUAACACAUAACCUAGAAUCUUCAAGUUAUUACGUAAAAAUGCCUUCGGAAAAAA